Molecule: messenger RNA, 4105 nt
Organism: Tarenaya hassleriana
Lineage: Eukaryota; Viridiplantae; Streptophyta; Magnoliopsida; Brassicales; Cleomaceae
Exons: 10
Coding region: 149-3391 (1080 amino acids)
Biological process (GO): negative regulation of DNA-templated transcription
Molecular function (GO): transcription corepressor activity; acyltransferase activity, transferring groups other than amino-acyl groups
Source: RefSeq, a predicted model, not a curated record
AAGAGGAAACAAACACAGGGGUGCUGCAAUGCAAAUGGAUGGCUCUCGAAUGCAACGGUGAGAUUCUCUGCCAUUUUCUCCGUUCCCAAACAGCCGGAAGGUAGCGAAUCUUUUUGGAUUUUUUCUCUCCCGAAAGCUUUCCAGAUCAAUGGCAGCCGGCGGUGAAGAGCCGGCCAAUCUCCGGAACAGUAGCGGCGAGCGGAGCAUCACCCGGAGAAAUCUCCUCGUCAGCGAAAAAGUGGAGGUAAGGAGUGUUGAGGAAGGAUUUCUCGGUUCUUGGCAUCCAGGAACCGUAGUUGCAGCAGAAAAGCAAUAUCACCGCGUCAAAUAUGAUCACCUCCUCUACGAUGAUGGUACUCAUCGUCUCAUGGAUAUUUUGGAUGUUCCUGAAUCAGUGGAAGGUUUGAGCUGUAGUCGCACAAAUUCAUAUGACAUCUACCGUGGACGUAUAAGACCUGUGCCUCCAAAACUGAAAAUUGAUGAAUGGAACCUUCCCUAUGGACAAUGUGUUGACGUGUUUUCCCGUGGAGUGUGGUGGGAAGGCGUGCUUUUUGACCAUGGAGAUGGUAACGAGGAUAGGAGGGUGUUUUUGCCUGAUUUGGGUGAUGAAAUGAAUGUUGAUCUUUCAUCUCUACGUCUUACUCUGGACUGGGAUGCGUUUAGGGGUACAUGGAAGCCUCGGGGGACUUGGUUGUUUCUUGAGUUGAUUGAGAAAUAUGAGGAAGAGAACUAUCUUCCUGUCUCGGUGAAGCAACUUUGGUAUGAUGUGCAAGACAGAUUGGGUUUUGAGAGGAUUAGGGAAUGGACUUGUUCAACUAGGCGGUUAUGGGAAAGUUUGGUGCUGAAGGUGAUUGAUGAUAAUCUUAGAAUCACCAUGAAUCAAUUUCUUGAUGAAUUUGAACAUACUUCUAAGCUGGCUAAUGACCCCAACAAACGCCUCCGAUUAGAUAUAUUUACUUCUUACGAGGAGAGCACACAAGUGAGCACUCCACAAGAACGAAAGAUUUCCUGUCUCACCAAACUGGAACGCCAGAGGCAUCACGCAUUAUCCGCCUUGACUUGUGUUCCAGACAGAGAAUCUGACAUUUGUGAUGGAGAAGUUUCCUGCUCAAAAUCCAUUACCGCUAAUCGAAACAUAAGGCAUCCCAAGCAAUGUGGAAAUUGGCAACAUUUUGACUGUGCUGCUGAAUUAUGUCCACAGGCUGUGUCAGAUUAUAUUAGGAAACCAUCGCUGAAUACUGCCAUAAAUGUCCGGAAGCAUCUUAAAUAUACGGGAUGGAUCACAGAACAUCUGACCGAUGAAGCUGGGAGGCACAGGUUUCGCUACAUCUCACCAGAUGGAACUCAAACGGAGCAUUCUCUUCGUCAACUAUGUCUCCAUUUGAUCAAAUGUGAUGAAGCCUCGACUCCUCCUGUGACAGUUAAACCUCCUUCUCUACCUUAUGAUAAACUAAUGCAUAAAACCCAGAACACGGGACAGGGUUAUGUUUUGGCUUUGCCUGCUUCUCAAUCGAGGGUAACUCAUGAUGGUGGAAAGAAGCUGUCUGUUGAAACAGUGCUCAAAUAUCAAACACCUAGGAAAUAUAAGGAUAUCAAGAGAGAAAGUUGCAAUAUUUGUGCGAGUAAAGCUGCCUCAGCGUCUAAAAAGGAUGUCGAUGCCAAGAUGAAGCCAAAAAUGGAAUGUCGAAGCUUCCGAAGACUGAAAAAGAAAUGGAAGAGGGAUCAUACCAACCUUAAAUAUAACUCCAACCAGAAAAGAGCAAUCUCAAGUUUGCAAAAUUCCAAGCAGAAUAUGAGACGGGGGAAAAAGUCAAGUAUGCCAGUGGAACCUAGGAAUUGUACCAUCAGUCGUCGAGGUAAAACCCGUGUAUUAAGAUCAAGCCAAAGAGUGCAACAGGUAAUUACUCCCAGAUCCAUGCAUCAGAGUCCGCAUAGUAUACUUUCCUGGCUCAUCAACAACAAUGUGGUUCUGCCGAGAGCAAAUAUACGUUGCCACCAAAAUAUAGAUAUGUCUUUGAUAAAACAAGGGAAAAUAACAUGCGAAGGUAUAAAAUGUAAUUGCUGCCGUAAAAUCUUCACAGUAAGCAGCUUCGAAGUUCAUGCUGGUGGAACAUCCUGGAGACCAGCAGCCAAUAUCUUCUUGGAUGAUGGAAGGUCUCUUCUAGAUUGCCAGGUAGAAGCCUAUAAAAUGAGAAAAAAAGCACGGACACGUAAUGUUUUGAAAAGAAAAUGGUGCCCAGGGCAGAACAAUAACAUUUGCUCAGUUUGUCACUAUGGUGGCGAGCUAAUUCUCUGUGAUCGAUGUCCGUCCUCAUAUCAUGCAAUUUGCCUUGGGCUACAGAAUGUUCCUGAUGGUGAUUGGUUCUGCCCAUCAUGCUGUUGUGGUGGCUGUGGACAAAUCGAUCUCAAGGAUACUGGCAAAUAUACCAAGGCGGGCCAGCCUAUCAGUUGCAAGCAAUGCGAGCUUAAAUAUCAUGUGUGCUGCUUGCCUAAUCAUGAUGCCAAAAAUUCAUUGGAAACAGUCAUAGAAUCAAACUGGUUUUGCAGCAAGGACUGUGCAACGAUGUUCACAAAUCUCGAGGAGCUUACCGGAAAACCUAGAGAAGUGGGUGUGGAGAAUCUAACUUGGAAACUGAUGAAGUCCUUGGAAUCAGAUGUAUAUGGGCUUGGUGCUUCUGAUAUUGAGACCGUGGCCGAGAAUCACUGCAAGCUCAGUGUUGCUCUUGAUGUGAUGCAUGAACUUUUCGAGCCUGUGAAGGAUCCUCGCUCUCAGGGAGAUCUUGCUGAAGAUGUUAUUUUCAGCAGAGGAAAUUUCAGAGGAUUCUACACAGUAGUUCUGGAAAGAAAUGAUGAACUAGUUACUGUGGCAAAUGUAAGAAUAUUUGGAAAAAGGAUAGCAGAAAUCCCUCUAAUUGGUACUAGAGUUCAGCAUCGCCAGCUUGGGAUGUGCCGGACCUUGAUGAAUGAACUUGAAAAGGUGCUUACCAGCUUGGGUGUGGAGAGGCUGGUCUUGCCUGCAGUUCCAUCCAUGCUGAAAACUUGGACUAACUCAUUUGGAUUUUCAAAGAUGUCUGAAUGCGAGAGGAAAAACUUUCUGCAGUUUACAUUCUUGGAAUUCGGGGGAACAGUGAUGUGCCAUAAGCUCUUGAGCAAGAGCAGUUUUGCAGAUCCAAUUCCAAACACAGCUUCUCUAUCGGAACCCCUCUGUGACGGCAUGAGAAGGCAGAACCGCUUAGCGUCUGAUGAGAUCUCAGAAGUGUUGCAAGAAGAACAACAUGUGGAGGAGUCCAGCAUGACCAAAGAGUCACCAGAGGAGGUGGAAACACACGAGGAAAGCUUGGUGGGAGAUAACCGCUUUUGGAAGUAUUGUUACAGAAGAAGAAAGGGAUAAUGUCCAACGGGAAUCCAGUUUUCCUUCAGAAGAUGGGGGCAAGCGAUGCUUACCCUCUCUCUGACACCUCUUCUCCUUUUUUUAAUUGUACAAUGCAUCGCAUAUGGGAGAGGUAGGAAGCUUAUUAUUACAAUAUAAGCUUUUGGUCAUUCGGUAAAUUAAUGUUCUUUUUCCUGCCCCCAAGCAGUAUUUCUCUAAAACCACUUGUGCCCGAACUUGAACUUUCUGAGUUUAGGUGUCUUCGCCUGUCAGAACACGAUCAGCCUAUUAAUAUGCAAUUACGCGCUAUGUAUGAUGACUCCGUAGGGAACUAUAUCAACAGGUAAAUGAAUGAUAUUAUAUUUUUGGGAAAAUGUUGAAAAAACUGUCCAAAAAGACCACUUGAUUCUUUUCAUGAGAAAUCUGUUUAGAAAAUUAUACGUCUAUACCGAUAAGUAAUUAAUUUGUGUAGAUAUUAGAAAGUUUGGUUAGAUAUAUCCAAUUUAGAUAGUUCAACAUCUGUUUUGUUUCGAAUUUAAAUCUCAAAUUGGAGAGAGUACCGCAUAUUCUAAUCACAUGUUUUAUUCCGGUCCCGAAAUUAGUUUCGAGCUCCGUUCAAGAAAGUCGAUUACCAAAAAUGGUUACAUAUUGCACUGCCUGACAUGCUAACACUGACAGUUCCCCAUAAAACAUUAGAAUGCACGACUCAUUAUAGCUUUUAGAAAUGAUUUUUUA